Molecule: messenger RNA, 7848 nt
Organism: Cynoglossus semilaevis (tongue sole)
Lineage: Eukaryota; Metazoa; Chordata; Actinopteri; Pleuronectiformes; Cynoglossidae
Gene: atad2b
Product: ATPase family AAA domain containing 2B
Exons: 29
Coding region: 138-4430 (1430 amino acids)
Biological process (GO): nucleosome disassembly; nucleosome assembly; transcription initiation-coupled chromatin remodeling
Cellular component (GO): nucleus
Molecular function (GO): ATP hydrolysis activity; histone binding; chromatin binding
Source: RefSeq, a predicted model, not a curated record
AGUGCGAGAGAGAGACAUAGAAAGCGAGAGAGCGAACGAGAGAGAGAGAGAAAGAGAAAUGGCGCCUCGAUGCUGCGUUCACUGAGCCUGUGUUUAGAGCCGGUCAGGAAGAUUCAGUGAGAGCAGACAUAAGGAAAAUGGUGAACACAAGGAAGAGUUCGCGGAGGGAGAUCAGCCCCUUUAUUUCCUCAAGGACCCGGUCAUCCUCGAGACUGGAGCGGAGCUGUGAUGAGCCCAAGGAGCCAUGUAGUGAUGUGAGCAGUCCCAGCAGUCCCCGUGUGUCCCCGCCCUCCAAGCGUACAAGGCGGCAGGUGGCCUCUGAGCCCAGCUCCACCGAUACCUCCCCAUCUCCUCAAACCAAGGGUCAGAGAGUCAGCUGGGACAUUCCUACUUAUCACACCAGGCUGUCUUCACGCAUUAUGCAAAAUGGUCAUGACCAUAUUAAUCACAGAAAUGAGAACAGUGGAGGUGGGGACCAUUCUCACAUGAACGGUCAUGAUGAGUUGAGGAAGAGCUGCCGUGUUAGAAAAAAACAAUUUCAACACCUCAAUCAGAGCCUGCUGUUUGACCAGCUUGUCAACAGCACUGCCGAGGCUGUCCUUCAGGAGAUGGACAACAUCAGCAGCAUCAGACAAAAUCGCGAGGUGGAGCGACUUCGCAUGUGGACCGGAGACCCCGAAGAGGAAAACAUUGACAUGUAUUCCCGGGUGAAGCGCCGGAAGUCCAUGCGCAGGAGCACUUACAGCAUGCCAGCACACCAUAAAGUCAAGAGCAAAACAGAGCAGGAAGAAGUGGAAGAAGGGACUGAAGAAUCUCACGGUGAAGAAGAAGAGGAUGCAGAGGAUGAUGAAGAUGAUGAUGAAGGGGAUGAUGCAGAAGAGGCGGGAGAGGAGAAUGACAGACCAUACAACCUCAGGCAGCGCAAAACUGUGCAGCGAUAUGAGGCACCCCCUAUUGAGCCUGUGAGCAGACGGCAGACCAAUGCUUCACUUUUUGACACUCAUAGAUCCCCAGCAAGAAGAAGCCAUAUCAGAGUGAAGAAACAUGCCAUUCACAGCAGUGACACGACCUCAUCCUCUGAUGAAGAACGGUUUGAGCGGAGGAAAAGCAAAAGCAUGACACGGGCUAGAAACAGAUGCUUGCCUAUGAACCUGACUGCUGAGGACCUAGCCAGUGGGGUUUUGCGUGACAGAGUGAAAGUGGGCGCCAGCUUGGCUGACGUGGACCCCAUGAACCUCGAUACCUCCGUGAAGUUCGACAGUGUCGGUGGCCUCAGUUGUCAUAUCCAGUCGUUGAAAGAAAUGGUAGUUUUCCCAUUGCUUUACCCCGAGAUCUUUGAGAAAUUCAGGAUUCAGCCCCCCAGAGGAUGUUUGUUCUACGGACCACCGGGGACAGGAAAGACCCUGGUAGCGAGGGCACUAGCCAAUGAGUGCAGCCAGGGAGACAAGAAGGUUUCCUUCUUCAUGAGGAAAGGAGCCGACUGCCUCAGCAAAUGGGUCGGGGAAUCAGAGCGGCAGCUACGUCUUCUCUUUGACCAGGCGUACUUAAUGAGGCCGUCCAUCAUAUUCUUUGACGAGAUUGAUGGUUUGGCUCCUGUUCGCUCAAGCAGGCAAGACCAGAUACACAGUUCUAUUGUGUCCACUCUGCUGGCAUUGAUGGAUGGCUUGGACAGUCGUGGGGAGAUAGUGGUCAUCGGUGCUACAAAUAGACUUGACUCUAUCGACCCAGCUCUCAGAAGACCGGGGCGAUUCGACCGGGAGUUUCUGUUCAAUCUGCCUGACAAGAAGGCCAGAAAGCACAUCUUGGAGAUUCAUACACGGGAAUGGAAUCCCAAAUUGUCUGAGCCAUUUGUUGAAGAACUUGCAGAAAAAUGUGUUGGCUACUGCGGGGCUGACAUUAAAGCACUUUGCACAGAGGCAGCCUUGGCGGCACUGCGUCGUCGCUACCCUCAAAUCUACGGCAGCAGUGUCAAACUGAGGCUAGAUGUCUCCACCAUUGUCUUGGGGCCUGGUGACUUCAGCAAGGCCAUGAGAACAAUUGUCCCAGCAUCCCAGAGGGCCCUGGCUCCCCCAGGCCGAGCCCUGUCCCCUACCAUGCGGCCCCUGCUGGCAAACUCCUUCUCCUUGGUGCUGAAAGCUCUGCUCAGAGUCUUCCCUCAUGCUCAGUGUUCUGACAGAGGCAACACACAUGGCCGCGACAAUCAACUGCUAGAUGAGGAAUUGUACAGCGAUGAUGACAAUGAGAAUUGCUCGUCUUCCAUCUACGAAGAUGAGCCUGCUGCAUCCCUCGAAGAGUCUUCUGCGGUGCACAGACCCUUCCUCCAUUUUUCUUUCUCUGCUCUUCGACAGCCCACUGCAUACCGGCCUCGUCUUCUGUUGGCCGGGGCCCCUGGCUCGGGACAGAGCUCCCACUUGGCCCCUGCGCUGCUGCACCAUCUGGACAAGCUGCCAGUGCAUCGCCUGGAUCUGCCCACCCUUUACUCUGUCAGCGCUAAGACACCAGAGGAGUCGUGUGCUCAGGUCUUUCGUGAGGCGUCUCGGAGCGUACCAAGUGUGGUUUUCAUGCCCCAUAUCUCUGAGUGGUGGGAGACGGUGGGUGACACAGUGAAGAGCACUUUUCUCACCCUGCUGCAGGAUGUGCCCUCUUUCAGCCCUGUCCUAAUUCUUGCCACGGCUGAGACUCACUACUCACAACUGUCAGGGGAGGUGAGAAGUAUAUUCCAGAAGACCUACGGCGAGGUGUUAACGUUGUGCCCUCCAAGUGAAGAGGACAGACGGAACUUCUUCUCUGAUUUGCUUCUGGUCCAGGCAGCCAGAGCUCCACCACGUGUCAGGAAUGCAGGAAAGUGUGAAGAAGUUCUGCCAGUGGCAGCGGCUCCGGGCCCCAGAGUGCUGUCAGCAGAGGAACAGCGCCGUCUGGCUGAUCAGGAGGAAAACACAUUACGGGAGCUCAGGCUCUUUCUCAGGGACGUGACCAAACGCCUGGCCACUGACAAACGGUUUUACAUCUUCAGCAAGCCUGUUGACAUUGAAGAGGUGUCAGACUACCUUGAAGUAAUUCAGCAGCCCAUGGACCUGUCAACUGUCAUGACCAAGAUUGACACACACAAGUACCUGACAGUGAAAGAGUUCCUGGUGGAUAUUGACCUCAUAUGCAGUAAUGCAUUAGAAUACAACCCUGACAAGGACCCUGGAGAUAAGGUGAUCAGACACCGAGCAUGCAGCCUAAAGGACACAGCCCAUGCUAUAUUUGCCGCUGAGCUGGACCCGGAGUUCGACCGCAUGUGUGAAGAAAUAAAAGAGGCGCGACGGAAAAAGAACCUGCUCACACCACCUCCACAGACGGCUGCACCGGGUGCUGUGGCAACCAGAAAGCCCCCCGCCACGGGAGAGGAGCCGACCAGGAGCAGCACUCAGGGCGAGGCCACGGACAAACAAUGCGUGAGCUCCUCCAAUCAUAUAAAAAGGAAAAUUCGCCGGAGAUCCUCCUGGGGGCGGGGUAUUAUCCGUAAGAAGAAAUCCUACAAGAAAGGAGUAGAGGAGGAGGAAGAUGAGCCCGAGGCAGAAGUGGAAGCCGCAGGUCCCAGUGACUCGUGUUUGACGCAGGACGAGGAAUCAUCAUGUGACAUCACAGGCCCUCAACCCAACGGCCACCAUCCCCAUCUGCCGUCCACUGAGGAGGAGAGCUCCGAGGAGCCUCCGCUGGCGGCACCCACGGGACCCCCCACAGAGGUCAACGAAGCCGCAGAAAACCCAGCAUCUGAGAGGAACCAGUCCACGGCAAAAGAAGGAAAGACCGAGAACACAGAAAACCAGACCAAGCAGUCUAACUUUGAGCCUUUGACCGAAACUUCUGAAUCCUCUGAUGCCGAGUUGCAGUCAAAGCACACGGGGGAUCUGACGACGUCGCAUGUGGACUGUGUGAACGGGAAUGAGUCGAUGGACAGCCUGGACUCUGUGAGCCUCAGGAGGAGCAGUGAGGAUGACAAAGGCACUCCUCAGGGUGAAGCUGGCAGCUCUAACAAGUCAGAACAAAGGGUGCACAAAGACAAACUUGAGAGCCACUCUACUCAGGGGAUCCUUCUCCACCAUGGCAGGGCAGGGGCUGAAAGUGCUGAUGAAGACCAAGACAGAGAAGAGGGAGAGGUGAAAUGCAUGGACAGCUCAUCAGAGCAGCUGAAGGGAUCUGCUGAACGGACAGAGGAAGAGCCACAACCUCCUGUGCAUCCUCCAGUGGUAGUGGACCAUCAGCGACUUUUGGUGCUACUGGAUGUGGUGGUGAAGAAGAGUGAAGACUACAGCGUGGAGCAACUAGAAAGACUGUACUCUCUCCUCGGCCAGUGUAUAUACAAGUACCGCAGAGAGUACGACAAGACGCAGCUACUGGAGGAAAUGGAGGAAAGAAUCCAGCAUUUUCAUACAUUCCUGUGAGAUGGAGGAAACGUUUCGAUCAGGUAGACCCUGGACAGCCUUGGACCACAAAUACAAACAGGAACUGGGGGAGGAAAAGCGGUGGACCUUCUGAGUCGGUCCCUCCGACACAAACACAAAAACAGAACAUCCUGCGCCUUCUCUUUGCUGAGGGGAAGCGAACGAACAGAGAUAUUUAAUGGUGCUAUCGUCUCAGGAACCUGGCCAGAUCCAGACCCUCUCUUCACAACCAAACUCCUGGAGGUGUGUCGAUCUCACAUACAUGCACACACACAUCCACAGUGAUGGGCAAAUCUGGUGCUACUUGGGUGCUAUCCAAACUUUGAUCCAUGCUGCUCUUGGGGUUUUACUUCUGAACCAGUUAAUUGGGUGAUGUCCUAUGACACAACCUAGUCGCUUCUUUAGUUUUUUUUUUUUUGUCCAGAGCUGCGUGUAGACACAACUCGGUAUGCAUGUAUGUAUUUCUACUAAAAGACACACGCGUGCGUCACAAGUGCGUGCUGAUGCUUUCGGAUCAUCACCAGCAGACGGUGAAUGCAAAAGUGCCGUCGCCGCCAGAAGGGGUCAGAUAACGUUCUGAAUCAGUGAACUAAGUUGCUGAGUCCUUCUUGCCCUUGAGUGCAAGAACGCUUCGUCACAGGCCAGUUAUCACCGUCAUCUUAUGCGAUGGCUCCCUCUUUUUUUUUUCACGUAUUAUAGCUUCUUGAUUAGUUCAGUAUCUGAGCCAUCGUCAGGAACACUCACCCAGAACUGGAGUUUACAAAAGAACUUCAAGUGCAAACACAAACCUGCUGAUGUCGGCACAGCGGGGUUAGAUGAGAUUUUGUCCUCUUCAUUACAGCAGUCAUCAGGUGUGGAGAGCCGUUAGCCCCCCUCAGUGUUCACUCAGCAUCACUGUCGAACAAGUGUAGCCCGUAGAUCAGCUGUGAAAAAAAAAGGACACGCCUGACUCUCCUGUCCUUCAACAUCCUAACUUAUUUUCUCCUAAUAGAUCCUUCCGGCAGCACCCACGUCCCACCAUGAAUGUCUUCCCCCUUCCCCACCUUAUACCUAAUAGUUGAUUUUACUGUCCAGUUGAGCAACUGGGAGCAGUAGGGAUUGGAAUGCGUCUAUAGUUUUGCACUGCCUAGUGUGUGCCUUGUGUAAAUCUAAAAUUGGGCAGGACUUUUUUUUUUAACUAAUUGUGACAAUGAAUAAUCCUUGAAGUUGGGGGUGAGUGUUAACCACUGAGGUUGAAAUGACCUUAAAAGCAAAAAAAAAUUGUGUUUAUAUAUAUCUCAAUGCCAUUAGGUCCAUUAACCACAUAUCUAGGUUAUAUAUCUCUGUUUUAGUUUUAAUGUCAACCAAGGCCAACGCAAAUAACUGUCGGCCUUUAAACACUUGAGGGACUCAAUUACUUACUUUUUGUUUUGUUUUGUUCGUGUGGCCAAAACAUUUUAUUUGUUUUUCUCACCCAAGGUCAUUUUAUAUCACUGAUUUCUCAACACCUUCAUAAAAAACAUAACUACAUAUCUGAUUAAAAAUUUGUUUUUGUGCCAAGCGUUUUCUCCUCCCUCAAUAGGUGUUGGGGAAACCAGGCAUGUUCACAGGAAUUAUUUUUGUCAGGUUGUCGACUCAUGUUUUAUAUUUUUUUCAUUUUUUAAUAUUUUUUGAUAUGUUGAUUUUUUUUUUUUUUUUAGUUUGUUUGUUUUACAUGGAUUCCAAAUCCAAAUGGAAAAAGGUCAUUCUAGGCAGUGCCCACCACUGAGUGUAUAAAGCAUUACAAGAUUUUUUUUUUUUUUUUUUGUGUGUACUUUAGUGUGUAAAGAUCACCUCGAUUUAUUCCAUUGUUUUCAACUUCAGACAAGAGAAGCUGGAUUUCCUAUGUAAAGAAUAUGGUAGAACUUGGUCCCAUUGAAUUUUUGGAUUUUUACUGAAGCUUUAGGACGUCUCCUCGUGACCUUUUAUAGACCGGAGAAGACCCCCUUGUUUCCCUCUUGAGCGCUCUUUUUCGCCCUGUCCCUCUCCGAUCUCUCCUCUGUGCAACUCUGACUCCAGCUCAUCUCUGCCUUUUCCUCAGACUCCAGAUAACAAAAGAGAUCAGAUGCAAACUGGCCGUGACAGGUUAGCACUCGGGCUACUGCAGAGGAAGAAAAAAGAUAACAACGCUACCUCAGAUUAAUUUAUUGAAAAUUGUUUACUGGGUACCACAACACACGCAGUAUUUUUUCAUCCCCCCAAAAAAUACUGUUGCGACGUCUACCGAACCUUCUAAGGUGUUGGAUCAGUGCGACCUCGGCUGCUGCAGUAAUCCUAGAGUUGGUUAUAUCUUCCUGAUUGUUUUGUAUGUUUGCAUUUGAGCCAGAUGACGAGUGCGUAAAUGUUUAAGGCGUUCUUCAUGAGGUGUAUACUUAAUACUAUGAUUUCAGGUAAUUUUUUCUACUGAAUGUGGACUUUGAGGGGGGAGUUUUAGUUCUGCCCCCCGUCUUGUUAUCAUCCCCAUUUCUUCGUAGCCACAGAGGAACGAUUUUUUACCUCUAUUUUUGGCGAAUUUUCAUCUCAUGUUUUGGUUAUUUAUUAUUAAACUUGGACUUCAACUUAUGUUUUGCAAGUUGUCUUUUUGCGUGUAUGAGUUCAAGGAAAUGGGGAAACCAACAUUCAACCGCUCUGUGCGUUUUACGGAUUUUUUUAUUAUUAUUAUUUUAAUUUUUUUUUGCAGCGUUUGUGUAGCAGGGUUUUUUUGAGCAUGUUGAGGGAAGGUCGAGGAUUUACAGGUCUCUCAGGUUCACAACAACAUUACUCUUUCACCUUUUCUAUUUAUUUCAUUUUUGGGGUUUGUUCCUUGUUAAAAUUGUUAUGGACAGUGGCAUACUGGAACAAACUGAUUAUAAAAAAGUCUUUGUGUAGAGCAUCCCUAGUAGAUACACAAGACCAGGUUGAAGCUUUUUGAAAUUUCAUUUCUGCCCAGAGAAUUAUUCUAAUGAUUAAAAAUGUACAGGGAGUUAUACCAUGGGUAGUUUUAAAUGUCAUACAUUGUGAUCUUCCUUUCUAGGAUACAGUAGUAACCAGUAUGGACUAACAACCAAUUUUUGUCUGGUAGUUGAAACUCCUUAGUCCAGUAUGCAGAAGGAGAAAAGGUUUGGUUUAUCCUGGAUUCUAUUUUUGCUCACAGUACAUUUAGAUGGACUUUCAUAGCUUUUGUCUAUUCUUUCCUUUUGUUGUAUUUAACUCACUCUGUUGGAAAUUUGUUACUUUAGUGUAAGUUCAAUUUGAAAUGAAACAUUUACUGUAUUUCUCUAACACACUGCUGUGAUAUACUUGAAUAAAGGUGCAAAUUGUAAAAAACAAAAAACCUGAUAACCUGAUACCUUAGUAAACACCAAACUCACAACAGGAAAAAAAAAAAUUAAAAGAAAAGCAUUUUUUUUUUUUUACCGAC